Messenger RNA from Aspergillus saccharolyticus JOP 1030-1, 707 nucleotides. RefSeq lists its product as uncharacterized. Bases 310 to 579 code for a protein of 89 amino acids. The record is from RefSeq and is a predicted model, not a curated record. The transcript is spliced from 2 exons. NCBI's taxonomy places the organism in Eukaryota, Fungi, Ascomycota, Eurotiomycetes, Eurotiales, Aspergillaceae.
CCGAUGGGCAAUUGUGGAGCCGCCGGAGCCCCUUUUAAGCUCACCCGUGUUCGCUAUGGAUACACAGUCGUUGGUAAAGGAACGACUUGCUAAUCAUGGCCGAAGCUAGAACGUGAAGCAGAUGUCUAUCGACUGCUCUAUUCUGCACAGGGCCCAGCAGUUUCUGUUUAUCUGGGCAAGACCAGCUUGCGAAACAUGUUUUACCUCUUCGGUGUUGGAAAGAACCGGCACAUGAUUCUAAUAGGUUGAGAUGGCGACGAGAUUGAUAGAGUCUGGAUAAUUAAAAAGCCCAAGAAAGAUCCCUUAGCCAUGAUCCGGUUCCUAGGGGUUGUACACACGGACCUCGCGCCGACAAAUAUUCUUUGGAACCCCGAGCUAGAUCGGGUCCUUAUUAUCGACUUGCAUCUUUGCGUAUUGGAACUAAACAAGAUGAAAAAGACGCCAAAAAGGCUAACUUCAAGUAACCUCCUGGUUCAGCUUACGGGAAAUGAGAAGCAGCGGCAGCAUUGCUCGAACCACUGGGUGUGCUUACAGCCCUUGACCGAGAAUUGUCCAAACGACAAGUAUGACUUGGACUGAUAAGGCCUCUUGGCGCUGCAGACCUUUUGAUUCUGACGAUUGUUCACCAUCAUUCCGUGUUACACUGUGUAGUAGUCUGUAAAGCUUCCGUUAAUGAUUUUUCCAGAGAUAUAUCAGAGUAUCCGGCC